AUGGAUAGCGAUGAGUAUAAAAAAGAAGUUGAAGCAAAUGUAAAGGCAGAAAAACUUUUACAGUUGCAAAACCAAACCGUACAGUAUGAAAACUUAGCACAAGAAAGUAAAAAUAACGACGCAGCCAUGCAAAAGGCAAUGAAAAGCGCAGAAUAUAUAAAAGCUAAUAAUGACUGGUUAGACGCCCAAGCCAACGCUAAAGCAGCCCAACUUAUAGGGUCAAUAAGGACAAAAAUACAAGCGGAUGAAGACAGUUCAAAUGAAGCUUUAACGAAUGCUGACUUUAAGAACGCCUUCGAAGCUCUUCAUAGUAAGGUGAAACUAGUGAACGACUUCUCAUCUGGAAAGAAACUGAAGUCUGAAGGUUUCGACAAAGAGUUAAAAGAAGUAGCACAAAAUAUGACGAAAAUAACAGAUGCAGCAACGAGACAGGCAGUUCAAAGUGCCCAUGACGCCGUUAGAACAGCUGUUGUGGAAAGUCAAGAAAAAGAGUUACAACAGACCAAAAGAGACCUAGUAAAUGCUUUCUUAAGAACGAAAAGUCAGGUAGGACAUUAUGCUGCAGAUGGAACAUAUGUGCCAGCUGGUGGAACUUAUAUACCAGCUGGUGGAACUUAUAUACUAGCUAGUGGAACUUAUAUACCACCAAACCCUCCAAGAGAAGCACCUGCACCAGGACUACCUAAAACAUUUACAUCGUCACAUGGACACAGACACAGGCAUGCACCAAAACCAACACAACAACCAACAGUUCAAAAUCCAGCACCACAACAACAACAACAACCAGCACAACAACCACCUCCACAACCAGCACAGCAACCAACAGUUCAAAACCCUGCACAACAACCACCUCCACAACCAGCACAGCAACCAACAGUUCAAAACCCUGCACAACAACCACCUCCACAACCAGCACAACAACCACAAACAGAGCAAGGACAUAAAAGAAGUAGAGAACAAGGAAACCAAGAUUUCUUAAAAAUGCUUAAGGAAGAAUAUGGUUACCCAGAUACUCUUGACUUUAGUGACAGAUAUAAAGAAGCUAUUAGAAAGUUCAAGGAAGGAAAUACAGACCCGAACCUAUUUAGCUUUAUGGUUCAGCACCAAAUGGGAUAUAAUUUCAAACCUGGAAAAUACAAGCUCGCUAAGGGAUAUGAUUUAAUAGCAUAUCAUCCAAAUGACAUGAACGAAUUUACUCCGAGAUAUUUGGUGUCAGAGCUAAAUGACAAUUCAACUCUCUUCAUGAAACGCGUAAAAAAUAGAGACGGAACGAAAGAAGAAAGGUUUAUGAGUCCGGAUGACUUAGAUAG
Trichomonas vaginalis G3 is the source of this 1310-nucleotide messenger RNA. RefSeq names its product protein of unknown function, DUF4106 family. The annotation marks the transcript as partial. The transcript has a single exon. The record is from RefSeq and is a predicted model, not a curated record. NCBI's taxonomy places the organism in Eukaryota, Parabasalia, Trichomonadida, Trichomonadidae.